ACAGUUAGGGUGGCAAAACACAAAAGAGCCUCAGGAUGGCUGUAGUGCAGCAAGGGACCGCAACGCUUCGUAAAGCAAAGAAAAUCACUGUAAAAACAUCUCUAGAUAACCCCUUUGUUUUUCAGUGGAAAACCAUAGAAGGAGAAGAUAUGCAUUUUAUACUGCAGACCUUAGAAGAAAGGAUUAAACAUAUUGGACUUAAAAAGAUUGAGACUCCAAGAAAGAAAAAACGUUCCCUUACAAAAAAACAAAUGGAAGGAAAGUGUGAUGCUAGCACCAAGGAACUCCCUAAAGAAGAGGAAACAGAAGGCCAUCGACAAAAACCAGGAUGGACUGACAUAAGUAUCAGAAGACAGCUUGCUAUUGGAGUUAAUGAAGUUACAAAAGCAUUGGAAAAAGAUGAACUUCUUCUCUUGCUGGUGUGCAAGUCUGCAAAACCUGCCAUGAUCACAUCGCACCUCAUUCAGCUGAGCGCAAGUCGAGCCACACCAGCAGGCCAGGUUCCCCGUCUCAGUGAAACAGUUGCACCACUUCUUGGCUUAACAUCCAUUUUAGCACUAGGCUUUAAAAAGCAGUCAGAUAAAUUUACCGAAGCAAUAGAAGCAAUAAUUCCAAAGAUACCAGCUUUGGAAGUGCCAUGGUUUCAGUACAGAACUGAAGAAUCCGUGGCCUAUGCACAUACAGAUUCUUCAGAAAAUCAGGAACCCGAGCAGCUUGCAGAGGCGCUGGGGGAUGAGCUCACAAGGCAGAAGCGGAAGCGUACAGAAAGCAAUCAGCUCGAUCUUUCAAAUGUAAUUUUGCAGCCUUUGAAAAUCAAGAAACUUGUUCCAAAUCCCAAUAAGAUAAAGAAACCACCUCGCAAAAAGAAAAAAGCUCUUUCAGCAUAACUGUUUUUAGUUUGGUUCUUCAUUUUAAACUGAUUUUUUUAAUGCGGUAUGGAGUACAGCUCUAACUGAAGUAUUUUGUUAGGCUUUACAGUGUAAAGCACUUGAAUACAAGGUGAACUUGAUGUUGCACUCAGUUGAUGUACUUCCUGCUUUAAUAAAGAAUAUUGCUCA
Molecule: messenger RNA, 1058 nt
Organism: Nipponia nippon (crested ibis)
Lineage: Eukaryota; Metazoa; Chordata; Aves; Pelecaniformes; Threskiornithidae
Source: RefSeq, a predicted model, not a curated record